Prorocentrum cordatum is the source of this 939-nucleotide messenger RNA. The record is from the annotation of a GenBank genome assembly. NCBI's taxonomy places the organism in Eukaryota, Dinophyceae, Prorocentrales, Prorocentraceae.
AUGGAGUCAGGGGGGGUCUCCACUUCUGAUAUGAUGAAAAAGCUCGCCGCUAUGCAAGAGCGGCUCGCUAAGGCCGAGAAGGCUGAGCAGCAUGCACGGCAGCAGCAACUACGGGCAGAAGAGAAGCGAAGAAGCGCUGAACGCCAGCUUGAUUCGUCACUCAAGCUCCGCUCAUCGCUUGCAUCGGCGUCAGACCGUGCUGCUAAGAUGAAGACUGUGGAUGUAUGCUUCGUGGUCGAUAUCACUCAGUCCAUGGACCCCUACCUUAACAACGUGCGCCAGAAGAUCGUCGACAUCAGCCACUGCAUCCUGCGCAUGAUGGGUCCUGGAACCUCCACGCGAUUCGGCUUCGUUGGGUACCGCGACUACGACGAUGAUGGCCAUCUAGUCGUGAUGGAUUUCAACACAGAUGUUGAACAUUGCAGGCGAUUCCUUGGCUCAAUCGAAGCGAAGGGCGGUGGCGACUGGUGUGAGGAUGUCGUUGGUGGUCUCGAGGCGGCGACGAAGCUUGAUUGGACAAGCAAGGUGCGCAUGCUGUACCUUAUCAGCGGAACGCCGAAUCAUGGUUCUCGGUUCCAUUCCUAUGGCGAGGGAGAAAAGUUUACGGAAGACGGUGCCGAGAUCUUCACUUAUGACGAUCACAGAAACACGAAGGACCAGUGGAAGAUCGAGGACAUUAUGAAGCGUUUUCUGAACUUGGAAAUCAAGUUCAUAUGCUUGGAGAUCUCCGCUUCAACAGCACGGAUGUUCGAGGACGGUGUUGGGUUGCCUGAUGGCAACGCAGACUGGCAUGAGGUUGCGUGCGGCGCUGUUUUUCCACGAGACUGUUUGGGCUAUCCCUCUUUCUCCUCCUCCUCCGCCUCCUCCUCCUCCUCGUGCGUGGACGCUGGCUUCAUUGGAGCACCCCCCAGUCAAGAGGUGAGGCCGCUUGCUCCCUGA